This is a messenger RNA of Neurospora hispaniola, 2041 nucleotides long. Its product is annotated as neuraminidase. NCBI's taxonomy places the organism in Eukaryota, Fungi, Ascomycota, Sordariomycetes, Sordariales, Sordariaceae. The record is from RefSeq and is a predicted model, not a curated record. Bases 173 to 1909 code for a protein of 578 amino acids. The transcript is spliced from 3 exons.
UUUUUUUUCGACUGUCUGCGGCCUGGUGCCCUUUUGAUAUCCAUCUAUACAUUUAAUCGACACAGUAUAUUAUAGUCAGUCUAUCCAUCAACGACGCUCACAUCCGCAUCUCGAAUAUUUGAUCGGAUUGUCAACCGAGUCCUCGACCGAACGCCCUGAACCAUAGUACAAGAUGAAGACCACUAGCCGGGCAACGAGGAGCAAAACAACCAUUGCCCUCCUCUCUGCUAUACUGAUACCUCAACUCGCCAGCGCACUACAAGUUACACCCAAUUCUCCGUGCGCCUCAGUAUGCCUAGACUCUCCCGACCUCGACCAAUCAGAUCCCAACUCUUCCAACACCAAAAACAAAGAUAUAAUCUGCAGUGAUGGAGCAGUCAACAGUCCGGCGGGAAGUAAAUGGAAAGACUGCAUGACUUGUUUACAAACCAGUCCAUUCUCACAGGACCGCGAGACUGAUCAGAUGUGGUUUCUUUACAACCUGAGAUACACUUUAUCAUAUUGUCUCUUUGCUUUUCCCAACGCAACAGAUGUCGGGACAACACCAUGCAGUACAUCCAUGGCCUGUGGCCCUUUACAACAGAGUCUACAACACGGUAUCCCUGGCCCCAAAGAUACCACGACAUCUUCAUACUGCUCGGCAGACGACGGAUAUGCAUCGGAUCCUGUCAUCUAUGGGCACUGUACCUCAUGCUUGGUAGCUGGAGGAGAGUCCAGCUACCUAGCCAAUUACUUCACCGCCCUAGAAGCCGGCUGUCAAUACAAACCUGAAGCAGGAAGUGUCAUCGGCCUGAACGACACCAUCUUCUCCAAAUCUCCCGUCGGCAUCGUCGACCCUUCAACAGUCCUCAAGUCCGAAGAGGGCCCUAAGAUCUCAACCACUAUCAUUGCCGUCAUCAUUUGUAUCAGUGUGCUCGUAAUCCUCAUCAUUUCAGCCAUAUUCUUCAUCUGCCUCAAGAAACGCCAGAACAGAGCGGCCCGCGCCGGCGCCCAGCUCGACUACGCCGAGAAGCGAGCCCGGUCCCGACACCAGCGCCAGUCUUCGCUCUCUUUCCAGUGCCAGACUCAUGUGCUUUCGCCGCGUUUUUGGCCUGGCGUGUCUCAAUCUGGUGAAAGUGGAGGAGACGAGACGACGAUGAUGAUGAUGCCGGACCCCACCAACAGCGAUGCCAACAACACCACAAGGCCCCUCUCCCAUCAGCCCGAACACUCAGCCCCUGGCACACCAGCAAGAGGACUCUCCACCCGCCGUGUUACUAGCUGGAAGCAACACAACUCGCUGAUCUCGACAGUAGCUGAGGAUAAAGCCUGGGAGCACCAGCAACAACCACAAAUCUCAUCUUCCGACACCAGAAGCGCCGUCAACCCACUAGAUCUCCACACCCUAACCACGACCGGUAUUCCUCGCUCGCCCACCCGCGCUUACUAUGGAACUCCCGCAACCCCAGCGAGCUCCAACGCUUACUACAGCCCCUCCCCAAUGUCUGCCAGCUCAACCCGCAGCACUGCCGCCUUGCUUCCUUCCAUUCAGCCUUAUAACCCAUCUGACGACCAUCAGCAUCAAAGCCAACAGACCCCGCAACUCCACAGCGCCAGCACCUUUGGCGGCCCUGGCUCCGCUGGCCUGGGUGGGCAACAAAGUCCAUGGUCAGCGACGGCAGCUAGUAGUCCCUUGUUGAAGAAUUAUGGGUGGCCUUUACCUGCUGCUCCCCAGCCUCAACAAGGAAACGAGCAGCAGAGACGAUUCAAUGGAAGUACUGUCAGUGUAACGACGCACGGCAUCCCGUCGUCGCCAAGGAGUCCGAGAUUUGGUGGGAAUGUGAUGAAGAAGAAGCCGGCGGGGAGUCCAGUUGAGAGUGUGGCGAUUCGAACGAUGUUUGAUGGGCCACCAAAAAGUCCUCGAAAGUGAGAGGCCGAGUUGUAGAUGCAUGUGCAUAGUUAGGGAUGAUAAAGGAUACCCGUGAUGAUGAUAAUGAACUGGCUUCUUCAUAUGCUCACUAGAAAGUUGUUCCCUGAUUAGAGAUCAAAGUAUACCUUGAAG